Messenger RNA from Colletotrichum graminicola M1.001, 456 nucleotides. RefSeq lists its product as uncharacterized. NCBI's taxonomy places the organism in Eukaryota, Fungi, Ascomycota, Sordariomycetes, Glomerellales, Glomerellaceae. The record is from RefSeq and is a predicted model, not a curated record. The transcript has a single exon. The coding region runs from base 1 to 456 and encodes 151 amino acids.
AUGAAGAGCAGACACGCUGCCCUACCCGGGUUACAAGCUGCCGCAGCGCUCUACCUCGCGCGCACCUCUGAAGCCAAGAUCUUUUGUGCCGAUGCUAAUCGCACCGUGGUCCCGGAAGCGAAUUGCGACAAUGUUCAAGCCCUGAAAGAGUUCUUCGUUUUUGGCAAAGACGUCACAGACAUAGCCCCAGGCACACAGGUCGAGCCGGAAACCCACAUCUACGAUGCCUCCGACGUAAUCAUGCGCCAAAACGCAAAGUAUCCGCCGCCAUCAAACGCUUCACCCCCCCUCAAGCCUCGGACUUUGCAAUCGCGGGACGACUGGGUUUGUGACACUGAUUCCCCCGAUUUUGUCAACGUUUUGGUGCUAGGAUAUAUGACCCGUCGUCCCUGGUGGGGGCCAGCGGGUACUACCAUUGGUGUCUUCGGCCGCGGCCCCGGUAGUUUAGGCGGCUAG